AUGGACUCAUCUCCGCGACCAACCAGCCCUAACAAAAGGCGAGGCCUCGGGCGUCGCAUUAGUGACCUUCACGUUCACAUCACGAGCAUCCUGCCCGGACACAACCACCCAACGCAUCUCCUCGCGAGCGAUGUCACCGGCUUUCUCCUCUUCACCCUGUUCGCGACCGAUUGGCCGUCAGCUUGGCGCGCGAAGCUUGCCCGGGUCAUCCCUUUCUCCCAACCAGGCUCCGAGAACCUGUCCACCAGCUUCUGGAACGCUUUCUGGCAGGAACGGUGGCAUCAAGAAGACCACUCGGAGGCGAGGACGGACAAGUGGAAUCCUUCCUUGUACAAGUCGCCGCCUCCGCGCAUGCGCUCCUGCCGCGAGAUCCUGAACCGGCAGCAGGCAUUGAGGAAUUGUUGCGCUGGGCAGUCGACGGAUCUCGAAGUGCCGGACGUUGUCAGCAACAUGCUGGUGCAGGUGGCUCUGGCGUUUUGCUGGCUCUGGGCGGUGCUCACAGAUUACAAACGGCUCCUCUGCUUGGUGGAUGCCAUCGAGAACGAUGGACAAGGGUACCGGGAGAAGUUCCAGGGGGAGGUGCCGGUGGUCGUCCGCAAAGGAGAGGGGACCAUGCCUGUGGCUCGAAGUGGCCCGUCGUACUGUUGCUUGGGUCGACUACAACGACACAUUGACCGUGGUCAGGACCUGAUACACAAAUUUGUAGAGCUGGAGAUGUGCGAUGGCAGUGGUGAUGCACUCUGGACGGAGAAUGAAUGGUUAGUCGAGAGGGAGGGGGAGAUUCCGGCAGAGAUGCUAGAACAUGACCGGUUUCUCGUCAACCGUGUCAUUUUCUCGGCUGGUCUAUCGUGGCUUAUGGUUGCCAUCAGCUGCGACUUUGCGACAUUCUACCUGCUUGUAUUGAUUCGGCGAUUGAGGGCUCAUUGCCUGCCGCAUUAUAAGUAA
Molecule: messenger RNA, 945 nt
Organism: Colletotrichum orchidophilum
Lineage: Eukaryota; Fungi; Ascomycota; Sordariomycetes; Glomerellales; Glomerellaceae
Exons: 1
Coding region: 1-945 (314 amino acids)
Source: RefSeq, a predicted model, not a curated record